Funneliformis caledonium is the source of this 333-nucleotide messenger RNA. The record is from the annotation of a GenBank genome assembly. Lineage: Eukaryota; Fungi; Glomeromycota; Glomeromycetes; Glomerales; Glomeraceae.
AUGUUCAUUGGUCCUACUCGGUCCUACUCAGUCAGAUCUAAGCCAGCCCCGGUCUAUGUAGGACGGACCGUGGUUCUUUCGGUAGCUGAUUAUGCACUUCAUUCUUUCAUCUCUUUCGAUUCUGGCUCCUUAGGCAAUUAUGGAUAUAUCAUUUUUAUUACGCUUUCUUUUAUCAUUCUUUCGGCGGUCCUGGUUUGUGGUUAUGGUAAACCGUUCUUAUUGGUCUAUCACAUAAUUAUGGAAGACUGUAAAACCUGCGGUCCUACCGGUCCUACGCGGUCCAUCUUUUUGAGGUGUAGGACCGGUAGGACUGAGGUCCUCUGGGACCGAUGA